Ruditapes philippinarum (Manila clam) is the source of this 690-nucleotide messenger RNA. RefSeq lists its product as uncharacterized. Gene Ontology annotation, cellular component: dynein complex. The record is from RefSeq and is a predicted model, not a curated record. Bases 169 to 555 code for a protein of 128 amino acids. Lineage: Eukaryota; Metazoa; Mollusca; Bivalvia; Venerida; Veneridae. The transcript has 4 exons. Gene Ontology annotation, biological process: microtubule-based movement. Gene Ontology annotation, molecular function: minus-end-directed microtubule motor activity; dynein intermediate chain binding; dynein light intermediate chain binding.
UAUAUUUAUAUAUUGGAAAUUUACCUUAAUGGAAAAGAAUACCCGAAUUAGUCACUGAAUACAGCCAGUAAACUUGUAUAUAUAUAUGCUUCAUGAAGUGAUUUCUAAUUCAGAAACGUUAGACGUUCAGGUUAAACUUUCCGAAGGAUCAAUUCACUAUAAAACAAGAUGACGUCAUCAGGACAGGUGAUAGACGAUGAUAGAAUAUCUCGUAUAUCAGUUGCCAGCAACGCUGUAGCCGCUAUACCGAAGAAAGAUCUGACAGAAACUAAAAGUUUUGCGAGCCCACCACAAGCUGUAAAAGAUGUAUUGGAAGCUGUGAUGAUUUUACUAGGACACAAAGGGGCUGAUUUGGAAUGGAGAAAUAUACAAAAGGCGCUAGGGGGAUCAUCGUUUCUGAAGGUCAUAGGGGAUGUCGAUUAUGAUAAGAUUUCGCAAGAAACUCGUGCGAAGGCUAUGAAUAAAGUGUCUGAAUAUUCGCACGAAAGUAUUAUGAAAAACAGCAAGGCGGCGACAAUAUUUUAUGACUGGGUUAUAGCAGUAUCGAAAGAAUAAAGAAACUAUGAUUCAAACAUAAUAAAAAGAGGGGUCUACUCACGCUACUGAAGAAUUCAUGCACAUAUAUGUCCAGCCAACUUAAUUGAUUAUGCAUAAUGCCAUAAUUAACGUUAUAAUAAUCAUAACGUAAUU